AUGGCAACUAUAGUAUUACCAGAGGGAGAUGUUGGAGGUUUUAAGGCUGUUGGGAAAUACAGUACCCCAACUCGUCGUCCAAUUGAACCUGUUGGACGCUACUUCUUAGCACAUGCAUCUAGAACUCUUAGGGGCCAUACUUGGUCAGAGUUUGAAAAAUUAGAAGCUGAAAAAAAUGUUGUGCAAAUAGAGUCCAAUGAAGAUGAAGACUUGGGAGACGAGGAGCAAAGCGAGGAGUUGCUAGCUCAUGAUCCAAGAGAAUGGAAGACUGCUGAUUUAUACGCUGUUUUGGGAUUAUCUCAUUUGAGAUACAAAGCGAACGAAGAUCAAAUCAGAAGAGCUCAUAGAAAACAAGUCUUGAAGCACCAUCCAGACAAGAAGUCCGCUAGUGGCGGGCUAGAACACGAUUCGUUUUUCAAGAUUAUUCAAAAAGCUUUUGAAGUUAUGUUGGAUCCUGUCAGAAGAAAACAGUAUGACUCGAUUGAUACUGCUGCUGACGCAAAGCCCCCAAAUCCAAAAUCCCAAUAUGAUUUCUUUGAAGCUUGGGGACCAGUAUUUGAAAGUGAAAGUAGAUUUUCUAACAAACAGCCCGUUCCGUUGUUAGGUGACUUGGAUACUCCAAAAGACAAAGUUGAUGCUUUCUACAACUUUUGGGGUAAAUUUGAUUCUUGGAAGACAUUUGAAUUCAAAGACGAAGAUGUUCCUGACGACACUGCCAACAGAGAUCACAAGCGUUACAUUGAGCGCAAGAAUGUAGCAGCAAGAAAAAAAUUCAAACAAGAAGACAAUAAAAGACUUAUUGCAUUAGUGGAAAGAGCAUAUAGUGAAGAUCCAAGAAUCAAACUUUUCAAAGAAGAAGCCAAAAAGGCCAAAGCUGCCAAGAAAUGGGAUAGGGAAGCUGGCUCGAGGAAAGCUGCUGAAGAAGCUGCUGCAAGGAAGGCUGAAGAAGAAGCUGCUGCGAAAAAGGCUGCAGAAGAAGCCGCAAUUGCCAAAGCUGGUUCCAAAAAGGCCAAGGAAGCCGCCAAAGCCGCCAAAAAGAAGAAUAAGAGAAGCAUUAGAUCUGCAGUCAAGGACAGUGAGUAUUUCGGAGAUGCAUCCAAGAGCAGUGAUAUCGAUGCUGAUGUUGAUUUGCUUAUUGAAAAAUUUGAUGAUAUUAAAUUGGGACAAGUUGCAGAUAGUUUGAAAGACGCUGAUGCAGCUUCUACUAAGGCAGUAAUUACGGGCGCAGCUAAAGAGUUGGUUGCAGCCGGUUCUUUGGAUGGUUCAUAUUUAAAGUAUUUCCAAGUAUAG
Molecule: messenger RNA, 1290 nt
Organism: Lodderomyces oxycetoniae
Lineage: Eukaryota; Fungi; Ascomycota; Pichiomycetes; Serinales; Debaryomycetaceae
Gene: ZUO1
Product: zuotin
Exons: 1
Coding region: 1-1290 (429 amino acids)
Biological process (GO): 'de novo' cotranslational protein folding; regulation of translational fidelity
Cellular component (GO): cytosol
Molecular function (GO): ribosome binding; Hsp70 protein binding
Source: RefSeq, a predicted model, not a curated record